Nematolebias whitei (Rio pearlfish) is the source of this 1360-nucleotide messenger RNA. RefSeq names its product UNC homeobox (gene uncx). Bases 14 to 1360 code for a protein of 448 amino acids. NCBI's taxonomy places the organism in Eukaryota, Metazoa, Chordata, Actinopteri, Cyprinodontiformes, Rivulidae. The record is from RefSeq and is a predicted model, not a curated record. Gene Ontology annotation, biological process: regulation of DNA-templated transcription. The transcript has 3 exons. Gene Ontology annotation, molecular function: sequence-specific double-stranded DNA binding; DNA-binding transcription factor activity, RNA polymerase II-specific.
UCUUGCCUGCGGGAUGAUGGACAGCAGGAUACUGGAUGCACCGCACGCCCAGUUCGGAGGCUCUCUCGGCGGGAUGGUGGGCUUCCCGUACCACCUGAGCCACCAUCACGUCUACGAAUUAGCGGGGCAUCAACUUCAAUCCGCGUCCGCGGUUCCCUUCUCAAUAGACGGAUUACUUAACGGCUCGUGCGCGGCGUCGGUGGGUAAUUCCAACCCGCUCUUGUCUUCGGGCUGCGGGCUGAAUGGACUGAAUGGAGACAAUCAGCAGUACAAACUGACAGACUCGGGGGACCCAGACAAAGACAGCCCCGGCUGCAAGAGGAGAAGAACACGCACGAAUUUCACUGGUUGGCAGCUGGAGGAGCUAGAAAAGGCUUUUAAUGAGAGCCACUACCCGGACGUGUUCAUGAGGGAGGCUCUGGCCCUCCGGCUGGACCUGAUAGAGUCCAGGGUCCAGGUCUGGUUUCAGAACCGCAGAGCCAAAUGGCGGAAAAAGGAGAACACCAAGAAGGGUCCGGGUCGACCUGCGCACAACGCGCACCCCACCACGUGCAGCGGGGAGCCCAUGGACCCGGAGGAGAUCGCCCGGAGAGAACUGGACCGGCUGGAGAAGAAGAAGCGGAAGCAGGAGCGCCGGCUGCUCAAGUCCCAGAACAAACUGCUGUCCGGGGAUUUAUUCCACACGCCGGGCUCGGACAGUGACAGCGGGGUGUCCCACGUCACCGACAGCGACCACAACACGUGCCCGCCCUUUGACUCUGUCAUGAGCAACCAGUCCAACCAUCAAGAGCCUCUCCAGGCGCAGAACCAAAGACUCCUGGACCGGGAGGAUGGCGGGUCCGAGCUGGACUCCCCUGACCCCAGCAGCCACCGCUCCACGAGCCUGUGCACGGGCAGCACCAGCAGAACCUCGAGCCUGCAGAAACUCAACCCCUUCAGCGUGGAGAGCCUCCUGUCGGACUCCAGACCGAGGCGCAGCCCGGCGGCCUUACCCCCCUCCUCGCGGCCUUUCAUAGGGAAGGGUCACUUCCUGCUCUACCCCAUCACGCAGCCGCUCGGAUUCAUAGUUCCUCAGACGGCCCUGAAGACCAGCACGGUGCACGGGGACAGCGACGCCCCCCUGGCGGCCUGCAGGAGCGGCUCGCCGGGACCCGAGGACGGGGCGGGUUCCCCGCACAUGAGCCCGUCCAGGGCCGCCUUAUCUGCCGGGACACACACCUCAGUGAUUUGCAGCGACUCCACUUUUGCCCACGAACACAGCCCACAGCUCGAAGCGGACAAAGCCGAGCGUUUGGUGAACGAGGAGCACUCUGACCCCCCCAGUGCCUGUCUUGCACUGCCUACAGGAGACCUGGAGUAA